AUGCUGCCUCAACUAAGCCGCCUUCAAACGUCGGCCAGCAUCCGGUCGCUGGGUUUUAGACGUCUCGCUUCUUCGCACUCUCAUUCAGAUGCUAAAGUUGAGAGAAAGCCAGAUAACUACAGACCCGGAACUGACUCAUAUGCCUAUGAAAAUCCAUGGCCGAAGUUGAAUGGCGGACGUUUGGAUUGGCUGUUCGGAGAUGGAUGGAGAAGACCUCUCGCAAAGGAUCAGGGAGCAAAGAUGAGAAGAGAAUGGAUUUGGUUCUCGCAAAUUGCACAUGACGAGCACAAGGAUUGGGCUCGUUUUCAUCAAGCAGCUUUCCUUCUUUUCACUGUUCUUACCACCUGGUUCACUUGCUGGAUCAUGUUUGCCCGUCCAGAUUGGCCAAUGGGAAGAGAAUGGGCAUUGAGAGAAGCUCAUUUGGAAAUCGCUAGACGAGAGAAGGCCGGACUACCACUUAUCAGUCCAGACCUGAUUCCAAGAGACCGCGUUGCCGCCACUCUCCCAUCUGACGAGGAGCUUCGCGACUUCGAUGUGCUCAUUUAAACUGCCUUUUCCCUUUUCUAAAGACAAAUUUUUAUGUUAUGUGUGUGUUUCAUCCUCUCUUUUUGGUUAGUCUAGUGAUUGGCAGUUGUCCGUUUCGAUUUCAUUGUUUUUAUGAUUAAAUAGAAUAAUGCGAAGAAUGUUUUACUGAUGUAGUUCACCGAUAAGAUAUAUUAAAACAGGAUAAGU
Caenorhabditis elegans is the source of this 732-nucleotide messenger RNA. It is a transcript of the gene ndub-11, whose product is annotated as NADH dehydrogenase [ubiquinone] 1 beta subcomplex subunit 11, mitochondrial. Gene Ontology annotation, cellular component: mitochondrial inner membrane. Bases 1 to 546 code for a protein of 181 amino acids. NCBI's taxonomy places the organism in Eukaryota, Metazoa, Nematoda, Chromadorea, Rhabditida, Rhabditidae. The transcript has 5 exons. The record is from RefSeq and is marked reviewed.